AUGGGCGCCACCACCGAGCUCCACCUCAUCUCCGCCGCAAAACCACCACCCUUUCCAUCCCCAAUCUCACUACCACACCAACGUUUGCCACACACUAGUUAUUUUCUGCCGCCGCCACAGGCGGAGAUUCAAAAACAAGAGCUGAACAACAUAAUCGACGCCCUCAUUAGGGCCGGAGACUUUGCGGGAUGGAUCAAAUUGCUCUCCUCCGCCAACCCAUCAUCUCUGCCGCUCACCGCCACCCUCUUCGUUCCGAGCAACGAUGCUAUCUCCCGCGUCCCAGCCGCCAACGUCGCUGGAAUGAACUUCGACCCUUUUAUUGUACCUUGCUACAUAGUCCCACAGCGCCUCUCUUUCUCUAAUCUACAACAGUCCCCCAUCCUUACGCGCCUCCCCACGCUCUUCCCUUCCAAGUUCAUUGUCAUUACCAACAAUUCGCGAUUCAAUUUCACCCUCGAUGACGCCCUAGUCACCCAUCCAGAUAUUCUUGUGAACGCUGCUUUUUCAGUGCAUGGAAUCAACAACGUUCUUGAUUACAAUGUCUAUGGCGGCAAUGACAACGGCCUCUUUACAGCACCGCCGCCAGACAAGACAGCAGCAUUGACGCAUAUGCCUACACCAAUCCUUGUGCCCACGUCGCCAAAAGACACAAAACCGGUGGAAGGAACUAUCAUCGUGCCACCAUCUCCAAAUGACGCGAAACCGGAGGAAGAAACUAUUAUCGACGUGAGUUUUGGCGUGACACGAUUGUGCAAUGUGUUCGUCAUAGUUUUUUUGGUUGUUUUUGCAUCCAAGAUUCUUUGA
This is a messenger RNA of Fraxinus pennsylvanica, 804 nucleotides long. NCBI's taxonomy places the organism in Eukaryota, Viridiplantae, Streptophyta, Magnoliopsida, Lamiales, Oleaceae. The record is from the annotation of a GenBank genome assembly.